This is a messenger RNA of Adineta ricciae, 645 nucleotides long. NCBI's taxonomy places the organism in Eukaryota, Metazoa, Rotifera, Eurotatoria, Adinetida, Adinetidae. The record is from the annotation of a GenBank genome assembly.
AUGGAGAUAAGCGGAAAAAGUAGUUUAUGUUUAGCAUUAUUACGUAUUAUUGAACCGACCAGUGGCUCAAUAGUCAUUGAUAAUGUCGACAUUAGUACAAUUGGUUUACAUGAUUUACGAUCAAAGAUCACUAUUGUCCCACAAGAUGCGGUUAUUUUUGCUGGUAGUAUAAGAUUCAAUCUUGAUCCAUUUGGUCAUUACAGUGAUACAGAAAUUUGGUCAGCGGUGGAAUUAGUACACUUGAAAGAUUGUUUGAUCAAAAGGGGAAAUGAUUUAUCAUAUAUGUUAGCAGAAGGUGGUCAAAACAUGAGUGCUGGUGAAAGACAACUAUUAUGUUUAGCUCGAGCUAUUUUGAGGAAAAGUAAAAUAUUUAUACUUGAUGAAGCAACUGCUGCGAUUGAUAUGGAAACAGAUCGACUUAUUCAAUUGACAAUUCGAUCAGCGUUAAAAAAUGCAACUGUUAUAACAAUUGCUCAUCGAUUACAUACAAUUUUAGAUAGUACUAAAAUUAUUGUUUUAUCCAAUGGUUAUAUCCAAGAAUAUGAUCAACCAAAUCGUUUAGCUGCAAAUCCAAAUUCAGCAUUCACAAAACUAUUACACGAUGCUAAUAUUCACCCAUCAGAUAUCACUUCUGUUCUUACAUAA